UCGGCCGACAAUGCGGCACGUGCGCCCGUCUCUGCUUUGCACUCUUUGCCUCCAUUUUAUUCUGCUUUGCGUUGCAGAGGAAGGCCUGGAAUUCCCCAACUUUGACGGCAGGGACCGGGUGUUGGACAUCAACGAGCGGAGCUACAAGAAGGCUCUGAGGAGGUUUGACCUGCUGUGUCUGUUUUACCACGAGCCCGUGACUGCCAACAAGGGGCUGCAGAAGCGCUUCCAGAUGACUGAGCUGGUCCUAGAGCUGACAGCUCAGGUGCUGGAAAACAAAGACAUUGGAUUUGGGCUGGUGGAUGCGCAAAAGGAUGCCAAAGUAGCCAAGAAGCUGGGCCUACAAGAGGUGGGCAGCGUCUACGUCUUCAAGGACGAUCGCGUCAUUGAAUUUGAUGGAGAACUCUCAGCGGACACUCUUGUGGAAUUCCUCUUGGAUGUGCUGGAGGACCCAGUGGAAAUAAUCAACAACGCGAUGGAGCUCCGAGCCUUUGAACGGAUAGAGGAAGACAUUCGCCUCAUCGGUUACUUCAAAGGGGAGGAUUUACACUACAAAGCUUUCCAGGAAGCCUCAGAACGUUUUCAACCUUACAUCAAGUUCUUUGCCACGUUUGAUAAAGCUGUGGCCAAACAUCUCUCCCUCAAGAUGAACGAAGUGAAUUUUUACGAGCCCUUCAUGGAGGAGCCCACCGUGCUGCCUGGCAGACCUUUGUCCGAGAUGGACAUUGUGGAUUUUGUCAAUCAUCACAGAAGGGCCACUCUGAGGAAGCUCCGGGCAGAGAACAUGUUUGAAACCUGGGAGGAUGACAUGGACGGAAUCCAUAUUGUUGCAUUUGCUGAAGAGGAGGAUCCAGAUGGCUAUGAGUUUCUGGAGAUCUUGAAGGACGUGGCCAGAGACAACACCAACAACCCAGAUCUGAGCAUUGUCUGGAUUGACCCUGACGACUUCCCUCUGCUCACCACUUACUGGGAAAAGACCUUCAAUUUGGACUUGUUCAGGCCUCAAAUCGGUGUGGUCAACGUCACAGAUGCAGACAGUGUGUGGCUAGACAUGUCCGACGACGAGGACCUGCCCACGGCAGAGGAACUGGAGGACUGGAUUGAGGACGUCCUGUCCGGCAGGAUUAACACGGAGGACGACGACUUGGAAGACGACGGUGGAGACUUUGACGGGGAUUUUACUGAAGACAGCAACGAGAGCCUUGACCAGGAUGAAGAUGACCUCGAUGACUGAUCUUGCUGCGAUCUUUAUCGUAUCUCUUUACAUCUCUUUCAGAUGAGAAAUCCUUUGAGAGAUUAAGAUUUGACCCCUUGUACUUUAUGAUACAGAGGAGAUAGGGGCAAUGUAAUGCUUGCUACAUGCUAUGAUCGCGAUUACAACAUUGCUUUUCUUGCAGAGGUAAAAGUAAAAUAAUGCACAGUGCUGCCUUGACUUACAAGUUUACUUCCGUCUCUGACCACAUUUGUAACCCAAAUUGUGCAUAUCUGGAGUUAUCUUUCGCCACUGAAAUAAAAGCAAAUUAAUUCCUUCCAGCACUUCAACAAAAACCAACAAAAAUGUUUGUCGCCGGUUUAUCAGGGAAAACAGAACUCCACAGUAUUGUACUUUGGAGAAAACUGUGAUGACAAUUUCAUUGAACGGAAAGAUUUAAACAGUUUAUGCAUCAUGAUAAUUCAAUGGGCAGUGUGCUACUCAUUCUGGUGUGCACGCUUUGUCCACCGUGUGGCAGUAGACGAGUAGUUUUCAAAUUGGGGGAUCUCAGCUCCCGCCCACCUCCUUCUGGUUUUCUAUUUUCACUGCGAUGAUUUACAACCAUUUUUACAUUUUUUUUUUUGUGCUAGCAUAUCUCGCCCCCACCCUGUUAGAGAAGAUUUCAAGAUGCUGGGGGGGGGGGGGGGGCGCAGCGAAAAAAGUUUGAAAACCACUGAUAGACAUACUAUGUUCAGAUUUAGCAAUGAAGUUCAAAGAACAUGUCAACUAAGAUGCAAUAAUAUUAGCCAUUUUUCCACAGAAAAUAAAUAAUACAUGUCUGUGAAUAUUGUAGUAUGUUUUGUCGGCAUGUGUUGUUCCCAUUUGCAUCCAAACAUGAAUUUAAAGGUUUAUUGUUACCGUCGCGGUGUGUUUGUGAAUCCAGAGGCUCAGUGACGGUGUCAUCUGGUGGACAACUGAAGCCAUAGCAAUUUCUCAAGAACAUAAGUGAAGCA
Molecule: messenger RNA, 2205 nt
Organism: Syngnathoides biaculeatus (alligator pipefish)
Lineage: Eukaryota; Metazoa; Chordata; Actinopteri; Syngnathiformes; Syngnathidae
Product: calsequestrin-2-like
Exons: 11
Coding region: 11-1234 (407 amino acids)
Biological process (GO): regulation of cardiac muscle contraction by regulation of the release of sequestered calcium ion
Cellular component (GO): sarcoplasmic reticulum lumen
Molecular function (GO): calcium ion binding
Source: RefSeq, a predicted model, not a curated record